UGUCGCAACAGUCACUACUAAUGCCUACGGUUGAGAACAUGUGGAGCUUUCCUAAAAUACUUCUAAUCCUUGUAUUGAUGAAGAGCUGCACUGCAGCACCGGCGACAUCUGGAGUACCUGCAGUUAUUGAUGAAACCGAUCCGGAGUUGAUAGGUGGCUAUGUCGAGGGCGAUAUGAUCAUGAACGAGGGCAAAAAUGGAUGGAUCGAUGAAACUUUACGCUGGCCUAACCGCAUUGUCUACUACUAUAUCAAUAGCGACUUUGAUCAGGAACAUCGUAACCUCAUUCUUCGUGGCAUUAAGACUCUCCAGGCGAAUUCCUGUCUCCUCUUCAAGGAGGCCACCCGCGACCAGCCUUACUAUAUAAAUGUCACCUCGGACGGCGUGGGCUGUAGCUCCGAGAUGGGCUUCCGAAAGGGUAUACAACGACUGAAUUUGGAUAAAUCUCAGCCUGGCUGCUUUCGUCCGGGCACUAUUAUGCAUGAGUUUUUGCAUGCCUUAGGAUUCCUACAUCAGCAAAGUACUUGGAAUCGUGAUGAAUACGUUCACAUCAACGUGGAGAACAUAAUAGAGGACACGAUACCCAACUUCGGCAAGUACAGCAAAGACAAAGUGGACAAUUUCGGCGAGGAAUAUGACUACGGCAGCAUCAUGCACUACAAGUCAGAUGCAUUCUCCAAGAAUGGCAAGCCGACCAUUGUGCCGUUGAUCGCGGGCUACGAGAAGUUAAUUGGAAACCGAGUAGCAUUGAGUAUGGCUGAUAUUAGAAAAUUGAAUGCUAUGUAUAAGUGUUACGGAAAAGUUUGAGUCAUUGCACAAUUACAUCAGCUAAAUGGAUUAA
Messenger RNA from Drosophila navojoa, 840 nucleotides. RefSeq names its product seminal metalloprotease 1-like. Gene Ontology annotation, biological process: proteolysis. Gene Ontology annotation, molecular function: metalloendopeptidase activity; zinc ion binding. The record is from RefSeq and is a predicted model, not a curated record. NCBI's taxonomy places the organism in Eukaryota, Metazoa, Arthropoda, Insecta, Diptera, Drosophilidae.